Messenger RNA from Lampris incognitus (smalleye Pacific opah), 2340 nucleotides. RefSeq names its product ubiquitin carboxyl-terminal hydrolase 22-A-like. Gene Ontology annotation, molecular function: cysteine-type deubiquitinase activity. The transcript is spliced from 7 exons. Bases 1 to 2340 code for a protein of 779 amino acids. Lineage: Eukaryota; Metazoa; Chordata; Actinopteri; Lampriformes; Lampridae. Gene Ontology annotation, biological process: protein deubiquitination. The record is from RefSeq and is a predicted model, not a curated record.
AUGAGGGCCGAGGCUUUGUCGACGCAGGAGUGCGCCUGGACGUUGGAAGAGUGCCAUCUAGCGGAGAAGAUGAAUGUAGCUACCCAGAGGGACAGCCUCUGUCUUCCAAACUUCUUCAGAGCCAGAAAAGUAAAAUCUUUUACGAGGACUCGGACGCGCCCUACCAACCAGAUUCACUUCACGGCACGAGAGCUUCUGCUGGAGCUCAUGGACCAAAGAGCCAUUCAGGAGCUGGCCAAGAGGGCUGGUGUCGCCAAAGCAACAGCUGGCCGUCAAUCCUACAGUCAGGGCAGGGAACAGAGCACAAAUCUCUCAGAGGAGCAGUAUGCUGAUGCCUUAACGUGGCUCUCCAUUGUCCUCCAGAGUGGUCUCGCUUCAGGAGAAGAUUGUGGCUCAGGCACUGACGUGGGCCUACACCUGAACGGAUGGCAAAAUGUGCUGAAGAAAAGCAGUUUCCAGGCAAGCCUUCUGUCUCUCUCCAGACUGGAGGACAAAGACAAAAUGGAGGCCCUGUCUGCCUUCUACAGCCAUCUCACCAGGCGCUAUCAGGCCCUAUACACACCUGGACAACACCUGGCAGUGAAGAAAUACUGUCUUUCAUACCAACAGACCUCCUCCCCUCUUUACCUUGCCCUGCUCUGUGAUACCAGCUCAGGCUUCAUCUGUAACAUGUACCUGUACUCUCCAGAGCAGCUCCAGAAGGCUAGUAAGACCCCUGUAGUUGAACAGGUGGUCAGCCAGCUCUUGAGGCCCUACCAUAGCCGUGGGUACCUGGUUCAGUUACACAACUCUGCUUGGAUGGAGGGAAAACUUACAGAGCUCUUCUCUGAGUGGGGGGUCAAUAUCUAUUUUGAAGCUUCCAUCAAGAGGCCAGUUGUGGACAACGCAUCUUGUUCUUCUGCACCCAGGCUGCCGUGUCAGCACCAGUGGGCUCCUGUAUUGCAGGAGGAACCGCCGUCUCAGCUUUUGGCCCAUUUCCAGGGCUGGACAGGGCCUGCUCUGUUUCCUAAAUCGAACCCGAGUAACCCUGUGGUGGAGAUCUUCCUCCCAGGGCUCUGGGCUACACUGCAUAUAAUCUACAUCAACACGUUUGUUCUCCACACUUUGCAGAACCAGGAGUCAUGUAAGAGAACUCGCCUGAGGGAGUUUACCAGAUUUCUGGCCUCCCAACUGGCCAUGGAAAAUUGUGUGGCUGUAACCAACCUGUCAGGGCCCCACACCAGCUCAUCUCCAGAUACUUAUGUGACAACUCAUACUGAGCAAAGGUCAGACUUAAUUGUAACCGAUGAAUUUGUUUGCAGGUUGCAGGGGGGAAGGCAGCCUGGGGUGUGUGGACUGGUUAACUCUGGCAACUCCUGUUACUUAAACGCUGUGUUACAGUGUCUCUGCUCUACUGUGCCUCUUGUGGACUACUUCCUGAGUAAGAACACACAGCAAGAGUUGGCAAAGCGAAAGCGUGUGGUGGCUGGGGUAUUUGGUCGCCUGCUUGAGGAGAUGUGGCUGGGCCAAAAGUCCAGCUGUGCCCCUCUGGAGAUGAAGUUUGUGGUGUGCUCCCUCCAACCCCAGUUCGACAACGACUUCCAGCAGGAUGCCCAGGAGCUGCUGCUCUUCCUCCUCAAUGCACUCCAUGACGACCUGAAAGAGAAGGGUGACAUGCGUCAGAUACACUCCUUGACUUGGCGGCUGAGACAGGACAAAAAUAGAAACUAUCCCUGCACCACGGGAGGGCCCACCAUCAUCUCACAUCUGUUUGAGGGCCAACUGAGCUAUGUGACAAUCUGCACUGACUGUGGUUACCAGUCAUACAGCACACAAGACUUCACCACGCUGUCCCUUCCAAUACCUCCAGACAUCAGGGACAAGUGCUCCCUUCAGGAUUGCAUCUCUCUGUUUUUUCGGCAGAGUAUGCUGACCGGGGGAAACCAGAUGCUGUGUUCAGAAUGUGGUACGAGGAGAGACACAACCAUCCUCACCUCCUUGGUCAAACCCCCUGAGAUCCUCAUGCUACAUCUAAAACGUUUUGCCUAUCAAGGGAAGAAAAAGGUGAAACUGAGGACUAAUGUCUUGUUCUCACUGGAGGAACUUGACCUCACCCCCUUCCUAUCCUGCCCUUCUGCACAGUGCAGCACAUACUCUCUCUACGCUGUAGUGAACCAUAUAGGACACCUUGACAUGGGCCACUAUACAGCUCUGUGCCACAACCCCCUGACCCGCCGCUGGCAUUGGUUUGAUGACGCCACCAUCAGAGAAGUGCAAGACUACUUUAUCCAGUCCCCCAAUGCCUACAUUCUCCUCUAUAGCCGCAAGCCCUUCCAUAGUCCCCAGAUCAGUGGGCUCUGA